Scomber scombrus (Atlantic mackerel) is the source of this 8900-nucleotide messenger RNA. It is a transcript of the gene ptpn4a, whose product is annotated as protein tyrosine phosphatase non-receptor type 4a. Gene Ontology annotation, biological process: protein dephosphorylation. The coding region runs from base 597 to 3710 and encodes 1037 amino acids. NCBI's taxonomy places the organism in Eukaryota, Metazoa, Chordata, Actinopteri, Scombriformes, Scombridae. Gene Ontology annotation, molecular function: protein tyrosine phosphatase activity; cytoskeletal protein binding. The record is from RefSeq and is a predicted model, not a curated record. Gene Ontology annotation, cellular component: cytoplasm; cytoskeleton; cytoplasmic side of plasma membrane. The transcript has 27 exons.
AGCUCUGACAACAACGAGCAGGCUCAUGUUUGGGGGGAAAAGUCAAGAAACGCAAUAUUUUAACCUUUCUCUCCAUGACUCAACAUCCUAAAAUAGUUCACUUGUAACCUUUUUUUGUGUGUGUGGUGGUUUCUUUUUGUGUGUGUGUGUAUGUGUGUGGAUAGGCGAUUGUAUUUUUUUCCUUUUAUUGGAUUAUAUUUCUUAUUCUCUCUUGUCUGAUCUGUAUCGACCUGAAAUGACUGCCUGCUAGUCGGCCGUGUCUAGCCAAUGGUUACUGCUCCUGUCUUCUUGUGGAUUAUCCGUCGUGGCCGAGGCGGUCGCAUGGUCGAGCCCGGUGGAGGCCCCGCUCUGCUGCUGGAUGUGGAUGUGUGCGAAUCGGCGGCGGACUCCCGACUAUUACUGAUGAAGACUGUGGUAGUGAUGAUGAUGCUCGGGUUGCAGCUGCAGCGGCUGAACUGAUCUUAAAUGUGUUUGGGGCUUAUUAUAUCGCCCUUGCACAUAGCUACCAUUUUCCUUUUACAAGGCAAAAAAAAACAUUUAUUCCUUAAAAACUGGACGCCCCUGGAGCAGUUUAUGACGACCCUGGCAGGAGCGUGAUGAGCGCGCGCUUCCGCUUGCCUGCUGGCAGAUCCUACAAUGUCCGGGCGACGGAGCUGGAGCGAGACAGGCAGCACACACAGGUUGUGUGCAACGUACUGCUGCUGGACAACACCGUCCAGGCGUUCAAAGUCAGCAAAGCGGAUCUUGGCCAGGUGUUACAGGAUGCUGUCUACAAGCACCUGGAGCUGACGGAGAGAGACUACUUUGGCCUGCACUUGACUGAUGACUCCUCAGAUGCCCCUCGCUGGCUCGAUCCCAACAAGCCCAUCAGGAAACAGUUAAAAAGAGGGUCUCCCCACAACUUGAGCUUCAGAGUCAAAUUCUUUGUGACAGACCCCGGUAAACUUCAGGAAGAAUACACGCGGUACCAAUAUUUUCUCCAGAUCAAGCAGGAUAUAUUAACUGGAAGACUGCCCUGUCCACACAACACGGCCGCACUGCUAGCGUCCUAUGCUGUUCAAUCUGAGUUGGGGGACUACAGUGAAACGGAGCAUUCUCAAGGUUAUCUGUCUGAGUUCUGCUUCAUCCUCAACCCCCCACAAGACUUCCACAAAGAGGUCGCCAAACAUCACCAGCAGCACAGUGGUCUAUCUCCUGCCCAGUCAGAGUUUAAUUAUCUGAACACAGCACGCUCGCUGGAGCUCUACGGGGUAGAGCUGCACUAUGCAAGGGACCAGAGUAACACAGAAAUUCUCAUUGGGGUGAUGUCCGCCGGCAUUGUGGUUUACAAGAACAGGGUACGGAUCAACUAUUUCCCAUGGUUGAAAAUAGUGAAAAUCUCCUUCAAGUGCAAACAGUUCUUUGUCCAGCUGAGAAGAGAAGUGUCUCUUACACAGACUGAGACCCGGGAGACGCUGCUGGGUUUCAACAUGGUGAACUACAGGGCCUGUAAGAACUUGUGGAAGGCCUGCGUGGAGCACCACACCUUCUUCAGACUGGAGCGACCCAUCCCGCCACAGAAGAACUUCUUCGCCCACUACUUCACCCUGGGCUCAAAGUUCAGAUACUGCGGACGGACAGAGGUGCAGUCUGUGCAGUAUGGAAAGGAGAAAGGCAUCAAGGACCGAGUGUUUGCCAGAUCUCCCAGCAAGCCACUAGCCAGGAAAUUAGUAGGCGGGACUGACUGGGAGUCGGUGAGCAGGAACAGCCUAUCAGACGAGAGACUGGAGACGCAGAGCCUACCAACUCGCUCGCCGCCUGGGACGCCCAAUCAGAACUCACUGUUUGUACAAGAGGGCACGCGACUACGCCCGUCGUCCGUUGGCCACCUGGUUGAUCAUGUGAUACACGCCUCACCCAGCCUGCCCGUCUUCUCCUCCAAUCACAAGUCGGCAUCGUCCACACAGGCCAACAGCAUCAGCUUGGACUCCACCCCGUCUCCAGAGGGAGUGGACGGCCUACCUCCAGCUCUGCCCCCCAAGCAGCUGAGCAGGAAAACCUUGAGCCAGAUCAUCCAGGCCCACUCUCAGCAGAGCCUCCUGGACAACCACCUCAACGAGAUGUACGACGUUCCCGUCAACGCUGACAAGACCACGCUAAACGGAGUUGUCCCACAUGAUAAUCUGGUCCUGAUCAAGAUGAGACCUGAUGAACACGGACGCUUCGGCUUCAAUGUCAAGGGUGGAGCUGACCAGAAGAUGCCCAUCAUCGUGUCCAGAGUGGCUCCGGGAACGUCCGCUGACCUGUGUGUUCCUCGCCUUAACGAGGGCGAUCAGGUUGUCUUAAUUAACGGGCGGGACAUCUCUGACCACACCCAUGAUCAGGUGGUCAUGUUCAUCAAAGCCAGCUGUGAGAGCCACUCUGGGGAGCUCAUACUAUUGGUCAGACCGAACGCCAUCUAUGAUGUGGUGGAGGAGAAGGCGGACUCAGAACCAGAUUUUCAGUAUAUCCCAGAGAAGUCCCCUCAGGACCCCACCCAGCUAGACCAGCAUGCUUUGAGGGACUCUAUGGUUACCCUGAAAGAAGGCCUGAUCAGUGGAGCCAUACUGGCACAGUUUGAUCAACUGUACAGGAAGAGGCCGGGGAUGACCAUGCUGUGUGCCAAAUUACCUCAGAACGUUUCCAAAAAUCGCUACAGAGACAUCUCUCCUUAUGAUGCCACCCGGGUCAUUCUGAAAAGCACAGAUGACUACAUCAAUGCAAACUACAUCAAUAUGGAGAUUCCAGCCUCCAGUCUGAUAAACCGCUACAUAGCAUGCCAGGGCCCCCUGCCGAACACCUGCCCCGACUUCUGGCAAAUGACCUGGGAGCAGGGCUCGUCUAUGGUGGUCAUGUUGACGACACAGGUCGAGAGGGGGCGGGUGAAGUGUCACCAGUACUGGCCCAACCCGGACAGCAGCGCCAUCUACGGAGACUUUACCGUAACGUGCCACAACGAAGAGGGCAACUCUGCCUUCCUGGUCCGGGAAAUGACUCUCGUGCACACACAGAGCGAGGAGGAGAGAGAGCUCACGCAGAUCCAGUACUUGGCAUGGCCAGAUCACGGCGUUCCCGAUGACUCCACUGAUUUCCUGGACUUUGUGGCUCUGGUUCGGACCAAACGGGCUGGGCAGGACCAGCCGAUGGUGGUUCACUGCAGCGCGGGAAUUGGUCGGACAGGGGUUCUGAUCACCAUGGAGACGGCUUUGUGUCUAAUGGAGUGCGGUCAGCCAGUGUAUCCUCUAGAUAUCGUCAGGACCAUGAGAGACCAGCGGGCUAUGAUGAUACAGACACCUAGUCAGUACCGCUUUGUAUGUGAGGCCAUCCUGAAAGUCUAUGAAGAGGGUCUGGUCAAACCACUCAAGAUCGCCAUCUACCAGCAGAGAGAAAAGGUGGAUGAGGAGCGGGAGGAGGAGAAGAAGGAACACCAGAAAGCUGGAGAAGAAAGAGAAGAGGCAGCGGCGACGACAGAGGAUGGGGAGGCGGCCGUCACCGUGGAGUUGCUAGAAGGAGAUUUGGAUGAAGAGGACGAUGACGACGAGGAGGUGGAGGUGCUAGAUGUGGGAGAAGUGACAGAAGAGGGGGAGGAGGAGGAGGAGGAAGAGGAGGUGGAGGAGCCGAGCGUCGCUAGCGCCACCAGCGUGACAAGCGAAACCAGCGCGAACCCUGAACCCGAUCCUGCUAACCCGUGAUGUUUGACCCUCUGGGGGGUCAUCAGGGGUUACCAGGAACAGGAGGCCAGGUGGCCGGAGGAGAGAACAAAAGCACUGUUGCACUUUAUGCUGACAAAAAUGGAAAAAAAACUAAAAGACAAACAUACGUGAAAAUCAAGGACAAACUAGAAUUUAAAAAAAGAAAUCCAGCUGUGUUGACUAGGUACCAUUAGAGGAUAUUGUAUGUUCAGGGUAAACGAAAAAAAACGUAUACAAAGAAUGAAAAGAUAAAAGUAUGAGAGAAUAAAACGUGGAUGGGGAAUUGCUGUAGUGCCAUAAGUACGAAGGGGAAGGGCUCCCCUCAUGGAUGAAAAGCUCCCCCCUCACACCCCCUCUUUUUUUCUCCCCCCUCCCUAAAGGGUCGCCCUGUCCCCUUCUGAGCGAGUCUGCCAGACAGACCUGCCUUUUUUUAGUGUCCUUUUAGCUGAUAAAGAGAUAUACCUUAUCUUUUGUUCCUCAGAAAGAGUAUUUAUUGUGUUUUAGUUUGUGUCGAAACCCUGUCCACUGAACAAAACAAAAAAAAGUUGUAUGUUUGUUUGUAUGAGUCUAGAGCUUCAUGCUUUCCUGAUUAAAUUUUAGGUAGUAAAGUAGUGUGAUUCCUCUUCUUCUAACUACUUCUUUAUUUCUUUUGCUUUUUUGUGGAGAGAAAAAAACAAACAGUGAUUUUAAUUUAUUGUACUUGAUUUUUUUUGAUUUUUUUUUUUAUCUUUCUCAGCUUUCUUGUCUAAGUUUCUGACAGCACAGACUGACAGAUGGACAACCCGAAAGCACUUUGUGUCUCACCUCUUUGUUCAAUGCUGUGGCAAGUUGGAUACAUUAUCCCGCUUUGUGCUGUGUUUUUUUGAGCUUACAGACACACAUGCUCUGAAGUGGCCAUCGUUUGGCGUGUUAGAAGAACAUAACUGGUUUACAAUCCUCAGGGCCUGUGUCCACUGGGCGCACCUCUCUUUCACUUUUUGUGCUAGUCAUAGCAGCUCAAAUCUCCCGUUGAAAGACAUAAAGUUUGAGAAAUGUAACUUCCAGCAUUGAUAGAUUAUUUGAAAUAAGCUCACACGUUGCUUGACAGCACAUCGUUUCAACACAAGCAAACAAAGACAUCAUCAUGAAGAGAGGCCCCGGUAGACACACGACCUCACUGAGUUACAAUCUAAGCUAUUUGGCAGCCGUCACGGUUGAUGAAGCUAAGAAAACGAGGCUGAGGUCAGUUCCCUCCUCUCUUCAAAUUCAUAUGCAGUCAGUUCAGUGUUUUUUUAAAAUCCAACCUGCAGUUUAUUUGCAAACGACAGAGCGGGCAAGAAAGCGUCCUCAGGUUUUUUGAAGCAUCCUCCCCCUGCUGACAGCAAACAGCCGUUACUUCCCUCUGAACCACCAGAUAUUUCUUCCAUGCUUUGCACAGGUCAUAAAGUGAUUGAAAUCUGCUAAAAGCUUCAUGCAAUCACCCCCCACCCCCACCGAGUUUUCGUAGAAAUUUUGCUUGCGGAAUUGACAGUGAACUGAUCUCAACCUUUUUUGUGCGAAUGGUAAAAACAGAACUUUAAAUGUCCCCCCCCCCCCCCCCCCCCCCCCCCCCCCCCGACAAUUGAGUCCUGUUAAACUGGAGCAAACUUACGUCCCCAUUUAUUGCAGUUGAGAUUGUUGGACUUUUACCAUCACCUGUUUGUGCAAGCAAUCAUGUGACCCAGCAUUUAACUUUGUUAGACUAAUUUGUGUUUCAAAGGUAAUUUCCCCUUAAAAUACUGGUUUCAGUGGGGUUCAGAGGUCACUGGAGCAGAGCUUUGAAACAACUUUUGCUGUUUAAAUUUUUUCCCAUGUUGUCUGAUCAACUUACAGUUCAAAUACUUAGCAGCCCAAACUGAACAUUCAACCAAUAUAUAUAUUUUUUGUUUUUUAUUUGACCUUUUCCAAUGGUACUUCGUCUUUUUUUUUUUUUUUUUUUAAAGGCACAUGUUGUUUUUUUAAGCCAAGUUAAUGAUGAUGUUAUGGGGGGUAAUGUUAUGGGUGAUUUAAAUGACUAAAUGAUAAAAAUGAUGAUGAUUUUCCUGACAUGUAUUUUUUUGAAUUCACAAAACCCAGCAUCAGGUUGCUUGUUGUCUUCUUUUCUUUGUCCGAGUACAGGCUAGGUUUGUCUUUGUACUUUUCAAAAAAGCAGUAAUGAGCGAGUGGAGUGUAGCCUCUUCAAAAUUUGAGAUAUUUUUCUUAUUGGUUGCUUCAGUACUUGCUGUCAUUGGCUCCUUCAGUGGAUUCUGCUGGAUAAACCUACUGCUGUUUGUGUGUGUGUGAGAAAGAAAUAGAGUGUGUGUGUGUGUGCAUUCAGAUUUCUGUCUUUAUCUCUCUCUCUCUUUGUACCUCUCCUUCCGCCGCCAUUUCUAAUUUUUUUUUUUUUUAGCUGUCUGGUCUAAGCCUGCUUGUCCGUUAACUGGAAUGAAAGGUUGUGACAUAGAGCCACAAACCUAAUCUAAUCUGAUCUCAAGUUUUGUCUAAAGAAAUGCGGACAGAGCGUUCUUGUAGAGAUUUUUUAUUUUAGACUGUCCUAAAAAACAGGCUGAAUCUUUGCCUGCGAAACAACAAUUCAAACCAUACCUCCCUUUUUUUUUUGUUAAAACAGCUGAAUCAUACUGUACUUGGGCCACAUGGAGAGGUGGGAUCAAGAAGAGCCUAGAAACUGCUUUCCUCUUCACUCUUUUUUUAUAAUUUUUUAUUUUUUUAAAUCUCCUAUGUAUUGCGGUCCUCCCGCAAAGUCUGCUUAACUCCUUCUCUCAGGCAACAUCAGUCAUUUCAGCAGAGCCCACGCAACAUCCACUGUCCAUUCUUCCCAUUGUUCCUCCCCAGAUGCCUCCUUUAUAUCAUUAUACAGCGGAGGAAAUAAGUAUUCAACAUGUCAACAUUUCUCUCAGUAAACAUAUUUCCAUUAAGACCAGACAUUGGUGUUAACUCAAUAAGGCGAUACCGCUAAAUAAAUGGCUAAAUGUAGUUAUGUGCAUUAAAUUGGAAUGACACGGAAAGAAGAGUAUUGAACACGCUAACUGAAAUGUAUUUAAUGCUUGACAGAGAAGCCUUUGUUUUGCGAUGACAGCUUCAAGAUGCUUCCUGUAUGAAGAAACUAAUCUCUUACAGUGUCCAGGGGGGAUUUUGGCCCAUUCGUCUUCGGAUGUUGGAGAGUCCAGGGGGGGGGCCCACUGGUGAAUCUUUAUCUUCAGUUCCUUCCACAAAUGUUCUGUUAGGUUCAAAUCGGGUGACUGACCCGGUCCUCUGGAAACAGUUGAGUCUCCUUAGCAGUAUGUUUUGGACCGUUGUCCUGUUGAAGGGUCGACCAGUGUCUCAUCUUCAUUGUCCAGCUGCAUUGCAAGAAUAUCCCAAUACAUGGCUGUAUUCAUUUUCCACUUAAUGAGAAGAGGAACAGCCCCAAAAUGUAAUGCUUCCACCUCUAGACUUGCUGUAGUUUUGGGACUUUUAGGGUCAUGUGGAGGCAUUUCUCCUCCACACAUGGCGUAUAGUGUUAUUGCCAAAAACGUCAAACCUCACCACAUUUUUCCAGUAAUCUAUUUGGCUUCUCGAAACAUUGUGUGGCAAACAUGACGAGCUUCAACAUGUCAUGGAGCGGAGUGCGUUCCCUUUUGUUUCCUGUGUGACAAUUGUCUUUUUGGAGCUAUCUAGUGGUCCUUGGAUCAUCUGCUACUCUUCUGACUUAUCUUCUUACUGCCUGGUCAGCAGUCUAGCGAGGAGCUGCUGUUGUGUGACGGUUAGGAGUGAUGUAUCUUCCACUUCCAGAUAAUAGUCCCCUUCGGUGCUUAUGGGAAACAUUUAGGAGUUGAGAAAUCAAGUCGGUAACCUGUGCCAUUCCCUGUGUUGCUCAACAAUCUUGUUGCGAAAAUCUUAGGAGAGCUCUUUUCCUCCUACCCAUCCUGACACGGUUCUUGUGUAACAUCUUAGUAAGAGAUGUUGUAUUCAUAGAUGACUAACACUUUUUUUUAAAAGACUGGAAGUGCUAGUAGCCACAUGCACUAACUGAGCUGGGUCUAAUUGGCACAGGUAACGGGACUAAAUAUAGAGGAAUCACCUUGUUUGGUGCUUUUUGUCACUGCAUGUUCUUUACUUUUUACCUGUGUCGUUCCAAUUUCAUGCACAUAACUUAUUGAUUGCAAUGUUGUAAUUUCUUAAGCUGUGUUGCCUUAAAGAGUUAAUACUAAUACCUGCACUGGAAAUAUGUUAAAUGAUAAAAAUGUUGAUGUGUUGCAUACUCCACCCCCCCCCCCCUCCUCUCUCUCUCUGUCCAUGGAUCCCACUCUCUCUCUGCAUGGCCUCCAGGCAAAUGACAGUAGCAAAGUAUCAAACAAGGAGGACAAACUGAGGCUAGACAGUUGAAUGACUUACCGAAUAAUUGGUUUAUUGACAGUUACAAAUACAUUGUAGCCCCCCUACGUGUACUGUAUGAGCUUGUAAUCAAAAAAAGAAACAGAAACCAUUCAACACCCAGUGGCUUCUUCUCCAGCUAUUUUUAUAUUCAACAGCGGGGGCCAACUAAAUCAAAUUACCAUUAAAUUUAAAUUAAUUAACGCUGAAGGCCUCCUGAUAGCAGCAUCAAUGAUAAGUUAAAGAAAAGAACGAAAAAAACCUUGACGAUUUCUAACGAGAAAAUGAAACAUUGGCCCUGCAGAGAAAAGUUAAUAAUUAAUCAAUCAGGGCUGCCGGAGUUUCCAUCUGCACAAAAAUGUCCAGCAACGAGCUGUCUAUGUUCAAAGUGUUUUGUCGAUGACACAUAAUUGGUGCGUUUUAGGGUACUGAUCAAAGGUAGUGUGGAGGGGACCAGAGAUAGGGAGGGCUCGGGGUUUAGUCGAGAGUCGAGUUGUAUUUUUGUGCAAAGAUGAAAACAGUUGUAGUCGAGAAAGGACAGCACUUUGUAGAAGGCUGAGUGGCAGAUAGUGCUACUGAAAAAAAUAAAAGAAGAAGUUGGAGACAUUGUUAAAAAUGAGUUGUUCUUUUUUUUCAUUUUAAUUUAUCUUUUUUUUUUCAUUUUGUUUUAAAAAUAAAGACACCUGUAGGGAACAAGAAAAAGAAAAGAACUCCUAACUACACAGUGCCACUUGUUAAUUUUGUGUAAAUAAUACUAGACCAUGUAAAUACAAUGUUGUAUAUGAAAAAAAAAUCUUUAAAAUAAAAGGGAAAAUCAUU